AUGUCAUCGAGAAAGGAGUCGUCCUCGUCGUCCUCGGCAUCAACGUCGAUUCUGUCAGCGAGACAGCGUGCGCCUCCUGGCCCAUCUGGCGGAAUGAGCGAGUCUUUGCAUCCUCCUCGUCCAAAGUCACCGAUGUCCUUUGGGCUUAGGCGGCUCCGCCAGCCCUCAUUAUCAUCUCCAACAGCUGUCGUCGACUCUGCCGCCCCAUCGUCCCCCUCACCCUCAUCUCGCACACAACCAUCAACACCCCGCUCGACGUCAAGCACGCAGAGCUCGCCAAGUACAACACGAGCCAGUGGUAAAGGUGGCGGGCUCUUCAGGCGGCCGAGCUUUACGCUGUCCUCGUCGAAGCUGGCCAAUGGUUCUUCCAGCCAGACUUCCUCUGCGAGCAGCGCUGCUGGACCCUCAUCACCUGCAUAUGCUGCGGCCUCCCCCUCCUCUCCUGCCAGCAAGAUCCCUCGCUCUGCACCACCUCUUCGACCAGGUAAUCGCGCCGGUCAUACCCGUUCAGCUUCAUCGUCGACCACUUCGAGCAUCAUCAACAAUGCCUCGACUGCUCAGCAGGAGUUCAACUCGUAUAGUGGGCCAGAUUCGGCGCCGUCACCAUCGCACUCGCGGCGCAGCUUCUCCUUAGACCCAGUUCCCGCAUCAGCAAAGAAGAAAGUUUAUGGUAGAGAGGACGUGGAGCGUUACAGGCAGGGACAAGGAGGCGGACAUGAAGGACACCAGCAGCGCUCGAUCAGUCAGGGCACUAUGCAGACUGCCACGUCGUCAGGUUCAUCAUCGCCGCUCGGCCGCAACGGCACGCUCAAGGCUUCGUCGCGGCUCAAUGUUCCUCCAGAGAGCAACUCAAUCAGGCCCUCGAUGGACGUGGACGGCGGAGAAGUCGAAGAUCUCGACUCUCAACCCUCGAGCUCUCGCACCAGCUCACGACGUCCCUCGAUUACAAUUGCAGAGCAGCAGCGCAGCCAGAGUGUCCUUGGCGUCCGGCCGCCGCAGGAUCGCGGCACUGCCUCGUCAACCUCAUCACUGCGAAGUCGGGAGCGUCCGAUGAAGCGGAGCGAUUCGAGUGGCUCGAGGCGGAGCAUCUUUGAUUGGGGUGGAUCGAGUGGGAUCCCAUCCAUCGUGAAGCGUGCGGGAGGAGGUAGGGAGAAGGGUACCUCUUCUGACGGGCCAUCAGCUCCCACGUCUACUACGUCGCAUCAUCGUCAUACGCCUUCGACGAGCUCAGCUUUCAAGGCUUCGACGCUGGAAUUCUUGCGGUCAGCCAGCUCGCUGGGACAUCGAGGACGCCAGCAGGAUUCGGACAGCUCAGAUGAUGAUGACGACGAUGCGGACGACAGAACAGAGGGGGCAAAGACGCCUGAGCCUGGCUUCUUCAGUCGAGGACAUGGCAGAAAACCCUCCGGUACGUCGGGGAUCCCGCUAUUCAGAAGACCAAGAGCUACGAGUCAGGCUUCCAAUGCUGCCCUCGGAGGACAGCAGCGCCAGCAGCAGGACGCUCCACCGCCGCGGCCGCCUAGCCGCUCCUCAACGAUGGCCUCAAGUAUACUUGGUGGGCGAGAUGGAGGAGGCGUCGGCUUCCUCUCUGCCCUCUCCAAGGUCAAAUCGCGAGAAGGAGUGCGAGCAGACCCGCAGACUGGCGCUUUACCUCGACAAACGCCCCCUCGUAGUGCCAAUUUGCCAGCGCAGGAUGAUGACAAGGACCUCCCGCCUCGUCCCUCUACUUCCAUCGGGCACUACCUCAGCACGCCUUCGCGCUCUCGACGCCCUUCGCAGGCUUCCAUCAGCCCAGAGGAGAAUCUCUCGUCCCGACGAAAGCGAGUGCCCUCAAUCUACAGUCUUGCGCCUGCUGCAUUAAAUACCGGGCCGCACAGCAGCGAAUCAGAGUUAGAGAAUCAGCAGCAACCAGCAACGCCUGCAAGUCCUUCGCUGGCCAACGGAGCAGGCAAUUCAGGCAGCGGCUGGCGCUUCGGUCGUGGAUGGAUGCUAGGCCGCAAGGACGUCAAGCCCACGACUGCAGGGAGCGGGUCAACUACCUCCUUCGCUUCGGGCGGGCAUAGCUACAGCGGCAGCGCGGGCAGCAACAACAUCACCGCGCCGCCUCUCCUCUCGCCAAACGCCAACUCAGCCACGCGAAAGUGGGUCGCCCUGCCCGAACCCGCUUCCUCGAGCAACAACAGUACAGCAUCCCUCUCGCAGCCAGCGAGCCUCAUCUUCGGCGUGCCCUUACGCCAGGCAGUCAUGCACACGCGCUUCCUGUCCCCUGUCCCGAUCAACGAGGCCACCGCAGCCACCUCGGCAGCUGCGAGCCCACAAGCACCGUACCGUGCAGCACCCCCUGGCUCCCCGCUUCGAGCGAGGCGACGACCAAGCAAGAUUGGUCUCUUGGACCUGGGUAACGAGUUCAGCAUUUCGCCCGACCUCUUCGGCUCGGGAGGAGGGGAGAGUGCCUCUAGCAACAGUAUCGACUCGGCUCUUGGUCUUCCUUCGCCGCUUUCGCCUGGUUCGCCCGUCACGAAGCAGCCGGUCACAGGUGCCGGCACACAGCCAGCAGUGCCUGCAAGGCAACCAGUGGACCGCGCUGCGGCCCGCAAACAAUACCUGCCGCGCUUCGUCGUGCGCUGUAUCGAGUCGCUAGAGACGUACGGGCCGGAUGAGGAAGGCGUUUAUCGUCUCUCUGGCCGAUCUUCGCACACGCAGAGGAUCAGACAGCUCUUUGAUGGCAAGAUGGAUUUGAGCACCUUGGUCGUUCCACUCGAUGACGGCGAAGGGGCCGGCGAGAAGGGGUCGAGCGGAGAGGACGGAGACUUUGAUUGCGAUCUGGACUUGCGAGCCCUACCCCCGUCGGAGUGCGACCUGAACUCGGUCUGCUCGGCGCUCAAGGCUUGGCUGCGGGAGUUGCCCGCGCCCAUCUUGAGCAAGGAGCUCCUCGCCACGCUGGAGGGGACUGUGCGCCGCCACCAGGCCUCCGGCACCUCUAGCGCAACCGUCGAAGAGGCUUCGUCACUUCUCGCGAAAUUGGAUCCGGCCCCCUGGUACCUCCUCCGCGAGCUCUGCCUCCACCUUGGCGACCUGACUGCUUCGGACGUGGUGAAACGCACAAAGAUGACGCUCAACAACCUCUGCCUCGUCUUGGCGCCCACCUUGUUCAUCCCGGUGACCACGCUCAACUUCCUCGUGCAGCAGCGCGAGGAGCUCUUCAGUCAGGCGCCGAAGGAGGACGCCCAGUUGGACUUGGUGCGCGAGGGUGGGAUUCUGGGUGGGUGGGGAAGUAGUGGAAAUGUCAAGGGGGCCACAAGCAAUGCGGAAGGGGCAUUAGGGACGCCGAGCAAGGCAGGAAGGCACACACCGACCGCCAGCAUGGCGUCUAUGAUCCCGAUUUCCAGUGCAAGAAACAGCCCGCGCAGGGCCGAUGGGGGGUCCAACGGUAGCACAAGCAACAGCGGAGAUACUGUCUAUUCGACCUCUCUACCGCGUUUGCGUGACCCCAGCUCCGGCUCCAAUGGUGGCGCGUCAGCAAGGGCGAAGCAGUGGAGGGAGACGGUCUUCCUUGGCGUGCCUUCGUCCGCGUCGCCUUCCACCUCGUCAUUUUCUACCGGACCAUGGGCAAUGGCAGGUGCGACGGGUGGCGGCAAUAAUCGAGACUCGCAGGCUAGCGUGGCGAGCAAUUCCACGGUGACUGCUGCGCAUCAGGGCGGACAGACGGCAGAAAGUGAAUCGAGCCUGCCCAGCGAGGAUGGCGAAGAGGAGACUUCCGGCGCGACCAUGGUUGUCAAGCCCGACGCGAGCGUCGAUGAAGAGCAGGACCCCCGUGGAGAUCUGGCUUCCUCCAUGUCCACUACCUCGUCUUCGCGCUCUCUCGCCGCCCUGUCGUCCCGCGAGUCGCAUUCUAGGCAUAGCUCAACGAACACUGCUGUUAGCAGCUUGCUUGGCCCUUCAAAUGGGAACGGGCAGAAUGGCACGGCAGCAGGAGCUGCAGGAGCAUCGCUGCCUGCUCCACCAUUGGCCAUGCUGGAACGCGCGCCUACCUCGGGAUCAAGGCAUGGUCAGGAGAAAGAGGAGAUCCUCGACGACUUCCCUGCCCCUCCGGCUGCAGCCCCGCCGGCAUCGUCGUCGCAAGCAGGCUGGAGUCGUCAUGAUCGCUCCAGCAGCAGUGGCGGUAGCAGCGUGGGCAGCAAUAAAGACGUACCCGCCCCUCCCGUGCCAGGCAAGGAGAGCAUGCGUCGCCGCCCGAGUGCCGCAACCACUACGUUGCCACCCGCGUCUUCAUCUGUUCCCAUCACCCGCCCUCCGGUCGCACGAGCUCGCUCCCGCACGCACGAAGGUAGCGGUAGUAGCGGACCAUCAUCUGCGGUUAUGACCCCGUCGUCAAGCCACGGAGGAAGUGGGAGCAGUCUCGGCCAUCAUGCAGCUGGAAGCGGGAGCAUCUACAAUCGUUUCGCAACCCCUUCAUCCUCGUCGAGCAGCCUGAACCACAAGUACAGUAACGCACUCGAGGCCCCUGCACCUGCAGCCAUGCCAGCCUCUCCGGCUAUGAGCUCGGCCUCGUCUUCUACGUCGCACACCUCGACUUCGACGUCGACGCUGGACAGGCCGAGGCCUAUUGCCUCGAGCAGCUCAGCGACUGCCACUUCUGGAGGCGGUGGUUCAGGACGCUUCUUCUCGUGGGGGGGAGGGGCAGCGUAA
Jaminaea rosea is the source of this 4689-nucleotide messenger RNA. RefSeq names its product RhoGAP-domain-containing protein. The transcript has a single exon. Lineage: Eukaryota; Fungi; Basidiomycota; Exobasidiomycetes; Microstromatales. Gene Ontology annotation, molecular function: GTPase activator activity; small GTPase binding. The coding region runs from base 1 to 4689 and encodes 1562 amino acids. The record is from RefSeq and is a predicted model, not a curated record. Gene Ontology annotation, biological process: small GTPase-mediated signal transduction.